CAUAAACCUCACCACAUGUCGCUGCCGCAGCUGUAGAGGAGCACACAGUGAGCGGAGAGGUGUGCUUCUUCUGGGGGGAUUAUGUCGACGGCGUUUCCACACUGACCACCGGUCACCGAGACCGUCUCUCUUCGGCAGAAACAAACAAACAACAACAACAACAACCGGAAUGUUGUCACACUCUCUGUCAGCCAGGUCGGUUUCCACAGAGCAGUGAGGACGCCGCUCAUCUACCAUGAGCUGUUUGGAUGUUAUGUACCCAGCCUAUGGACAUUACGCACCCUACCCGACUGUUCCAGCUUUCAUCAACAGCUUACAGGCUCCCACAGGUCUGAGCAACACUUCUCCUCUCUGCCGGGAUUUUAUGGACACUCCCAGGGGUCCCGAGGGGAUGUCUGGGGCCCCAGGCGCAGGAGGAUCAACUUCCUCUUCGUCUUCAUCCAACUCUUCCUCUUCCUCCUACACGCCGGCAGCUUUAAGGCCAGAGGAGGGCCCCAAGGAGAAGCAGGAGGCCCCUGAGGCAGAGUACCUGACUUCUCGCUGUGUCCUCUUCAGCUAUUACCAGGGAGACAUCAGCAGCGUGGUGGACGAGCACUUCUCCAGGGCCCUCAGCUCCUACAUGGACGGGGAGGGCAAACGGCGGGCACCAGACCAACAGGGCACAGAUACCCCUUCACCUAGCAGUCGGCGAAGCUUCCCCCCAUCCUUCUGGGACAGUAACUACUCCUCGCCGCAGAGCCGCACGCACUGUGAGACUGGUGCGCCUUCCUAUUCCAUGGACCCAUACGCAUCAGCAUUGCACCCGGGCCUGCCGCACCCACACGCUCAUCAUCACUCCCACCCUCACCCAUCAGAUAGCUGGGGAUAUCCCCAGGCCCCAGCCUAUGGCCACCCACGGCCUCUCCACGAACUGUAUUCACAGUCAGGUUUGGAGCCCCACUACGGGCCCCUGCUCAUGCCCACGGUGAGGCCACCUCAUCCCCUAACCUUGCCAAGCCACUAUGAUGUGAGCAAGCUGGAGCCCACUGCCUCCUGGCCCGGCCUGCUUCCACCAGGAGACGUCAGCCAGACGCUGGCACUCAACAUGGACGCAGGCCUCCAGCAGCACAAGAAAGGCAAGGAGCUGUACUGGUUCUAACGAGCCCUUCAGUCACAUUGACCAGCCAUUACCAGAUCCAAUUAGUCCCUGGACCUGCUCCGCUAUUGAAGCAGCGUGUCCCUUUAUCCCCCCACACACUCCAUCCCCAUCCAUCC
Messenger RNA from Anoplopoma fimbria (sablefish), 1254 nucleotides. RefSeq names its product vestigial-like family member 2b (gene vgll2b). The coding region runs from base 236 to 1138 and encodes 300 amino acids. NCBI's taxonomy places the organism in Eukaryota, Metazoa, Chordata, Actinopteri, Perciformes, Anoplopomatidae. The transcript has 4 exons. The record is from RefSeq and is a predicted model, not a curated record. Gene Ontology annotation, cellular component: nucleus. Gene Ontology annotation, biological process: regulation of transcription by RNA polymerase II.